AUGUCGGUGGCUGAGGUGAAGAAGACGGCGUGCGUCACCGGAGGGAGCGGCUACAUCGCUUCAGCACUCAUCAAGCUGCUGCUCGAGAAAGGCUACGCUGUCAAGACGACUGUCAGAGACCCCGAUAACGUGGAGAAGAACUCCCACCUCAAGGACUUGGAAACACUUGGCCCCUUGGAGAUCGUCCAUGCUCAGUUGGAUGAAGAAGGCAGCUUUGAUAACGCAGUUUCCGGCUGUGACUACGUCUUCCUCGUCGCAGCUCCGACGAACCUCGGAUCAGCAGAUCCUGAGAGAGAUCUGAUCGAAGCUGGUGUGCAAGGAACACUUAACGUGAUGAGGUCCUGCGUGAGAGCCGGGACGGUGAAGCGGGUGAUACUGACAUCGUCAGAUGCCGCGGUGUCGAGGAGGCCGCUGCACGGCGGCGGCCACGUGCUGGACGAGAGCUCAUGGUCCGACGUUGAGUAUCUCAGAGCCAACAAGCCACCAACUUGGGGAUACGCGGUUUCCAAGGUGGUUCUGGAGAAGGCGGCGAACGAAUUCGCGGAGGAGAACGGCAUCAGCCUUGUCACCAUGUUGCCCGUGUACACCUUGGGUGCGUCGCCGGACUCCAAGGCCAGAACCAGCGUGCCCAUCACCCUCUCCCUGUUGUCCGGCGACGAGAAACAGCUGGGCAUCCUGUUAGGCCUGCAGGCGGUCACAGAUGACUCCAUGGCGAUAUGCCACGUAGACGACCUCUGCCGUGCCAAGCUGUUCGUCGCCGAGAACGAGUCAUCGGCAGGUAGGUACAUCUGCUGCAGCCACAACACCACCAUCGUGCAACUCGCGCGUCUCCUUGCGGAGAAGUACCCAGAAUACAACGUGAAACCCGAACGGUAUGUGAACCGGUUGUCUAAACUACUCUACAGUCUACACAGACGCAUGUUUAUUUUUUUGCUGGUUUACCAACAUCCACAUAUGUUUUGCAGCUUUGAUGAGUACCCAGAUGAGCCGAGAGUGUGUCUGUCGUCGGAGAAGCUCAUCGGGGAAGGAUUCGCGUUCAAGUAUAAUGACCUGAGUGAGAUCUUCGAUGACCUCGUCGAGUACGGCAGGACCACAGGGAUUCUUCCCUACUGA
This is a messenger RNA of Triticum aestivum (bread wheat), 1113 nucleotides long. Its product is annotated as anthocyanidin reductase ((2S)-flavan-3-ol-forming)-like. The record is from RefSeq and is a predicted model, not a curated record. Lineage: Eukaryota; Viridiplantae; Streptophyta; Magnoliopsida; Poales; Poaceae. Bases 1 to 1113 code for a protein of 370 amino acids. The transcript has 5 exons. Gene Ontology annotation, molecular function: oxidoreductase activity, acting on the CH-OH group of donors, NAD or NADP as acceptor.